AUGCAGCAGCUUACCGUAGCCCUCAUCUUGCUCGCCCUGGCCAGCGGCGUCUCGGCCGGCCUCGGGUGCAACCACAACAACUGUCAGGCUUGCACUGCUGACCCACUCUGCGGUUGGAACGGCUCGGCAUGUAAAUCGCGGAUCUUGGGCGGAUGCCGCGGCGACGGCGGGCUAAUCAACGGUCUACUGCUCUGCAACCCGUACCAAUGCUCCACCGCCCCGCCCGUCUACAACGAGAACUUCGCCAAGCAGCUGUGGCAACUCCAGGGCGCCGGCAAGGUCGCCACCUCCGAUCCUGGCUUCGCGGGCUGCGUGAAUGCCGCCGAUCCUAGCGCAAAAUUCAUCGCGCGCAUCAACGUGACCUGCGGAGUACCGCUUCCCAUUGACCGUUGUGUCACCGACCUCUACGUGCUGCCUGGCUCCAAGACGAUCGCCGCCAUCUCCCUCGGCUCCGAGGGCACCAGCCAGUUGGUCCAAGUCCUAGGCGCGCUCACUCUAUCUUUCCUCGACCUCCAAACUGGGGCCGUCAUCUACUGGCAGACGGCGUUCAACAGCCUCUGGAAUGGUGGGCUUCAAUCGAACCUGACCGCAUUGCUCCAAAAUUCCACCUAUGCUGAUUAUACGUUCGUCUCCUCGGGGCACUCCCUUGGUGGAGCUGUUUCGCUGCUCAUCACGAAGGCGGUUGCCGACAAGGGAUGGCGCGGACCGGAUGCUAUCCAGACUAUCACUUUCGGACAGCCUCGUCUAGGGUCUGUCGCUCUCCAGAAUUCCAUCUACCAGAAGGCCCCUCAUCACUUCCGUCUGAAGAAUGCCCGCGACGCUAUCAGCUCCCUCCCCUUCCAAGCGGCUUGGAUCGAGCACAGCAAGUUCCCGGUCUACUACCCGAUUGGGAUGAACUCGACCGGCCUGGCCGCCAAAAUCAUCUGCCAGACUAACGAGGAUCCCGCGUGCACCACUCUGUUCCAAGUAUCGGACCUGGGCCUCAACUACCACAACACGUACUUCAACAUUGACAACAUCGAGACGUGGCACAACACCAACUGCGCCUAC
Molecule: messenger RNA, 1050 nt
Organism: Mesorhabditis spiculigera
Lineage: Eukaryota; Metazoa; Nematoda; Chromadorea; Rhabditida; Rhabditidae
Source: the annotation of a GenBank genome assembly